AACAAGUAGCAUCAGCAACCUUUUUAGUUGAGAAUGACGGAAGCAUCGCUGAAGACUCUGAAAUAGAAGUGACUGAAUAUAAUUCAGAGGUUAUUGAACGUUUUGAUAUUGAAAAUAUAGUAUUUCUAAAUGAUGAAAUGUUUCAAGAUGGUGGAUCUGAUACUGACAACGAAGAACUACAAAGUGAUAGUGCCGAUGAAUUGGAUGAAUGUAAUGAUGAUGAUUUUGGCGUUA
Molecule: messenger RNA, 234 nt
Organism: Racocetra persica
Lineage: Eukaryota; Fungi; Glomeromycota; Glomeromycetes; Diversisporales; Gigasporaceae
Source: the annotation of a GenBank genome assembly